Leptosomus discolor (cuckoo roller) is the source of this 631-nucleotide messenger RNA. NCBI's taxonomy places the organism in Eukaryota, Metazoa, Chordata, Aves, Leptosomiformes, Leptosomidae. The record is from RefSeq and is a predicted model, not a curated record.
AGCCCUCACAGAGUUUGUUCACAGAUUCCUGCCCUGGGAGCUCCAGACCAUCAAGUGCUUGGACCACAGAAACAACAACCAUGUGCACGAGAUGCUGGAAUCCACAGAGGGGAAGGUCAGGGACACCUUUGACUACGUGCUCCACAAGGGUCCCCUGUCCUGUGCCAGCGUGCUCUUCUGCCAGCUGGUUGAGGCCACCCAGUACUGCCAUGACAGCAGGGUGGCCCACCACAGCUUCGAGUGUAAGAAUGCCCCAGCUGCAGGGCACACCUUGAAGCUGAAGGAUUUUGGCUUCACCAAGCUGCUCCCCAGGGAGCUGAGCUGGACCCUCUGUGGCAGCACAGCCUGCACAGUGCCCAAGGUGCUGCAGGGUGUCCCCCACGGCAGCCCCACGAGCGAUGUCUGGACCACGGGCACCGUCCUCUAUGUCCUGCUCUGUGCCCACCCACCCUUCAACAACACUGAUACCCCCAAGAUGCUGCACCAGGAGCAGGAAGGCUUCUCUGUCCCUGGGCACCUGGGGAUCUCCAAGGAGUGCCAGAACCUCCUCAAAACGCUCCUGGAACUGGACAUGAUGCUAAGACUCCCCAUGGAGGGGGCCAGCAGGCACCUGUGGCUGACUCACCCUUGA